AUGCCCGCCAAUGGUACUUGUUUGUGCAUGUUCUCCGUACCGGUACCAGGUGUGCAGCACGAGCACAGUGCAACUCCCGUACGGAGUACAGGGAAUCAUGUACUCUACCUGUCCGCCGUACUCCGUACAGUCGAAAUACUCGACUCAUACCGUGCUGCUCGUGACCGGGCCGAUUCCUACCGCCAAACAACGGAUCCACAGCGGUAUCGGAACGCUUUCUCUGCCAGCCUCGCCAGCCUCGCCAGCACUUCCACCACAAACCACAUCACCGCCUCGCCGCUCGACACCGCCAGCGAACCGCAGCCAUGGUCUCUCCCGCGGCCGACAGGGAGCCCGAAAGGACGAAGCGGCCGAGCGCGCUGCGGUCCAUCAUCGCAGGGUCGACGGCGGGCGCCAUCGAGAUCGGUAGGCCACCCCGACGACGGGCUUGACCGCCGAGCCGGUGCUAACGGAACGCGUGGGCGGGCAGCAAUCACCUAUCCAGCCGAGUUCGCCAAGACGAGGACGCAGCUCAACCGGCGCCUCGCCGAGGGCCGGAAGCUGCCGUGGCCGCCCUUUGGCAGGCAGUGGUACGCCGGCUGCACGACGCUCAUCGUCGGCAACGCGGCCAAGGCGGGCAUCCGCUUCGUCGCCUUUGACCAGUACAGGAGCCUCCUCGCCGACGCCGACGGUAAGCUCAGCGGCCCGCGGACCGUGCUCGCGGGCUUCGGCGCCGGCGUGACCGAGUCCCUGCUGGCGGUGACGCCGACGGAGAGCAUCAAGACGACGCUGAUCGACGACCGCAAGUCGCCGACGCCCCGGAUGCGUGGCUUCCUCGACGCCGUGCCCAUCAUGGCGCGCGAGCGCGGCCUGCGCGGCUUCUUCCAGGGCUUCGUGCCGACGACGCUGCGCCAGUCGGCCAACAGCGCCACCCGCUUCGGCUCCUACACCUUUCUCAAGCAGAUGGCCGAGUCCUACACGGCGCCGGGCGAGAAGCUCGGCGCCGUCGCCACCUUUGGCAUCGGCGGCCUCGCCGGCCUCGUCACCGUCUUCGUCACCCAGCCGCUCGACACGGUCAAGACGCGCAUGCAGAGCCCCGACGCGCGCGCCACCUACGGCAGCACCCUGCGCUGCGCGGGCCUCAUCCUCCGCCACGAGGGCGUGCUGACCUUUUGGAGCGGCGCCCUGCCGCGUCUGGUGCGCCUCGUGCUGAGCGGCGGCAUCGUCUUUACCAUGUACGAGAAGAGCAUGGAGCUGAUGAACCGGCUCGACCCGGAGAUGAGGUACCUCUGA
Molecule: messenger RNA, 1272 nt
Organism: Drechmeria coniospora
Lineage: Eukaryota; Fungi; Ascomycota; Sordariomycetes; Hypocreales; Ophiocordycipitaceae
Product: putative tricarboxylate transporter mitochondrial carrier protein
Exons: 4
Coding region: 1-1272 (423 amino acids)
Biological process (GO): mitochondrial citrate transmembrane transport
Source: RefSeq, a predicted model, not a curated record